ACUGCUUCCUCGCUAGAUAUGUAUGAUUGAAAAAAUAAAUGUGUCAUUUUAACCAAUAAUAAUACAUAGGUUAUGUCCGGAUUUUUUUGAUUUUGUAAAUACAUACUGGAAAUAUUAGAUUUUUGAGUCAUAUGUAUCAUUACUAUAUUAAAAAUUGUGUUACGUUUAACAAUAAAAAACGAAAAUAUUACAAUACAAAUUUUACUAUUGCAACAACAUCGUAUUUCAUUUGUAACAAAUCUUUUCCUUAUCAGACUACGUUUCUAGGAGGCUUGUUAGAUCGAUAAAUCGAAGUGUGCAGAUGAAAUUUCUCGUGUUAUGUAGAACCUGAUUUAAAAAUGUCUAGUCAACGCCCUGAGUCCGAUUCAAUGUUCAUGCAGAAGGGCGAUGGACCAAGGAAUCGUAGUCCGUCAAGAUCAGAACCUUCAUCACGAAGAAACUCAACCAAAAACAAUGAAGCCGCUGAAACGAUUACCGUUAAAGACUUUUUUGACUUCAUGAAGACAGCGUACCAAGUAUACGAACACUUGGAGGGUGAUGAUGAUGAAGGAACGAAGAUAGAUUGGGAAGAAUUGACGAAAUUAACUGUAAUCAACCAUGUCAUAGAGCAACAAGAACGUGAUCUUCUCUACCAAACUGUUUACGCUGAAGCAAAGCCAUCAAUCAGUAAAAGCGAUUGUGCAAUCGAACCAAAGAAUAGCGAGAACCGGCUUGAGAAAAGAUAUAGUUGCAGUGAACUAGAAGGACGCCGACGGUCUUUACCCCCCGAAGCCAGGGUUGAAAUGCUAGGUAUUUGGACUGAAGCUAAUUUAAACUGCAAACUUAAUGAUGUAGUGAAUGAAGGGAUUUUAGAUUCUAUUUUGCCUUACCUAGUUGGGUACAAGAAACCUUCAAAAACAACUAGCGUUUACACUCCAAUUAUAAAGAAAGUGACGUCUGGAACCACCGUUGAUGUAAAGAAACCUGCUAGUUUCGGAGGUUUCGUUGACGAAAAAGAAUCAAGGGAUCGACUUGGAAGACGCAAGUCUUCAGUGACAAUGGCACAAGAACGUAAUAACACAAAACAAGAGGGAGACGUAGAAAUUCACGUUUGUGAUGAAGUAAAAGGUCUCAAAAAAGAUUUUCGGUGCCCGCAAAAACUCUUAAUAUCGAAAAUGGGAUAUUUCGCUGACGUCACAGCGGGUCAGAGAUUAGAAGACAUGGAUAUUUCUGUACAUUGUGAUAUACAGAUCUUCGACUGGUUAAUGCGUUGGGUGAAAAGGGACUCUAUUCUGGUAGCCGACUGGCCUCUUCUUGAUCCCCAUAACGUGGUCCCUAUUCUGGUCUCAGCGUCAUUUCUACAGUGCUGUGGUGAUUACACAAGUCUACAGCGGGGCAAGGGCAAUAAAAUACAGCAGCAUCGGCCUGGAACAGGAGAUGGCACGGAGAGGUUUUCAGUCAGUAAGAAUCUUACAUCCUCAUUAUCAUCCUCUCGCCUUUGA
Messenger RNA from Spodoptera exigua (beet armyworm), 1481 nucleotides. Lineage: Eukaryota; Metazoa; Arthropoda; Insecta; Lepidoptera; Noctuidae. The record is from the annotation of a GenBank genome assembly.